CGUACAUCUCACGCACACCCCAUCCGAUCUCGCCCUCCCGUGAUCUCUUCACUACCUACCUGUCCAUCUACCUCCUGCCACGGGUGCACUCAACAAAACUCACUGGCAUAUACGCCUCACCGAUAGCCAGACGAUCCCGGGUGAGACCGGCCGAGAGACUGUCGCCAUGGCUCCCGACGCCGACUGGAAGGCUUCCCUCACGUCAUCCGAUCGUUACGACACUAUCCAGGCCAUAAAGGCUGCCCUGGACAAAUCGGAUGCGCAGGAUCUGUCCUCGCAGAAGACCGCCUUCGAAAUCGAGAACGAGGCAUACCAGGCCUCUGCAUCACGUGAAGAAUACGAAAAGGCAUGCCAGGCGGUACUGAGCCUAGGGGCGCCCGCGGCGCCAGCGGCUUCGCUUGAGCCACCGGCACCCCCCGCUAGUCAGAUUCGCCCGGAGUCGCCGGACGCUAAAACAAUCGGCCACUACCACGACUGUCGCUAUGUCGACAGUGGUGUCACCGCCGACGUCUACAGGUCCGGCGCCGUGGCCUUGAAAGUCAUCGUCGACACGAGCCCCACGGAGCCGCACAAUCCGACCCGGGAGGCCAAGAUCCUGAAGCUGCUGAAGAAGCCGUGCAUCCCGCUCCUGGAGACCUUCCGGGACCGCGAGCGGCGGUUCGUCCUCGUGUUCCCCUUCCUGCCCCUCAGCCUCGGGAGCCUCGCCGCGCAGGGCCCCAUCCCGCGCCCCCGGAUCCGGAAGCUAUUCGCCGACCUCUUCGACGCCCUCGACCACCUCCACCAGCAGGGCAUAAUACAUCGCGACGUCAAGCCCGCCGCGCUCCUGCUCGCAUCGCCCGACGGCCCCGCCUACCUCUCAGAUUUCGGGACCGCCUGGCACCCGGAGCUGUCGACGUCGUCGGAGCCCCGCGACGGCAAGAUCCUCGACAUAGGCACCGGUCCGUACCGCGCGCCUGAGGCGCUCUUCGGUGACAGGUCGUACGGCGCCUCGGUCGACAUGUGGGCGGCCGGGGCCAUGCUCGCCGAGUGCUGCCGUGCCUGGCCUCGGCCGUUAUUCGAGUCCCGCGCCGUCCACGAGGACGGCAACCAGCUCGGCCUCAUCCUCAGCAUCUUCAAGACGAUCGGCAGCCCCACCCGGGAAUCCUGGCCCCAAGCCGAGAGUUUCCGGACCCCCCCCUUCGACAUGUAUCAGGUGUUUACAGGGCGCGCCUGGGAGGACCUCCUGCCAGACGUCGAUGAGGAUUUCCGCGAACUCGUUGCCGCGUUGGUGAUGUACAACACUAACACCAGGGCCACCGCGUCUCAGGCGUUGAAAUUCAAGUGCAUGCUGGACCAUCCGGGUCAUGACUAGACUAAGCAAUGAAUUGUCACCCCCGAUUUGCAUGUUCUCUGCCUCUUCAGUGUGUAUAUAUAAGUACCCUGAAAGUCUUACUCUACUGCCGAG
Messenger RNA from Durotheca rogersii, 1444 nucleotides. Its product is annotated as kinase-like protein. Gene Ontology annotation, cellular component: nucleus; cytoplasm. The record is from RefSeq and is a predicted model, not a curated record. The coding region runs from base 167 to 1351 and encodes 394 amino acids. Lineage: Eukaryota; Fungi; Ascomycota; Sordariomycetes; Xylariales; Xylariaceae. Gene Ontology annotation, molecular function: cyclin-dependent protein serine/threonine kinase activity; ATP binding. The transcript is spliced from 4 exons. Gene Ontology annotation, biological process: protein phosphorylation.